GUCUAUUAUAGCACCCCCUGUAUAACCUCAUGAGCAUAUUAUGUAUAGCGGUGGCAGGACAACCACCCUCGGCACAGGUUUUUCCGUUAUCACUUUCUCCUCAAUUCCAUCUUUUUGGUGGCUGGGGAUCCUGUCACCAUUCUUGUGUCUUUGACACCAACUGCAGCGUCGGUCAAGGGUCUGAAGCAGGAGAGAGCCCAGAAGAGAAAAAAAUUUGUCAGUCCCGUCUAUCCGUCAAUAUGAUAUAUCACUACCAUUCUAUAGAAGAAGAGGAAUAUGCGGCUUCGUCUUUGCCGUCCUACUAUUAUGCCUUCGAGAUCUUUCUCGGCUCGUUAAUCAAUACUGGACGAUUUCGGGGUGCGACGUCUACGUGCUAUGUAGUAACGAGGUCCGUCCGCAACGGCUCGCUUACAAAACGGGACCGCGCUGCUUCGUUUUGGGACGGGACGGGGUGCAAAGACUGGGGUAUCAGUUACAGCCUUGGCCGUUCCCCUUUCUGCGUACGGAAUCGUGCCUAUCGGUUCCCGAUAUCUUACCAGAUGUGGUUGACAGCUCUUCGUGGAUGCAUUAGCCUGCAUUUGUGCAUAGUCUAGCACAUCAAAGGUGUGUGCGCGCCGUCUAGUGACGAUCGGUUCUAGGGGCUCCGGCUCACAACCUCGACGAAAGCAUUGGUGAUAUUUCCUCCUGCUUACGGUGUGGUUAAGCUGACGGUAAGGUUGAUGGAGGCAGCACGGCUAUACGGUAUUUCGGGAUCUACAGCCAUUGUUUGUGAUAUUCAUGUUGGAUGAUUUGAAAACCUGGAGAAGCUUACUGUGGCUGCUUAUCUUACGCCUAGUAGGGAUGGGCUGCCGAUGAUGAUCAACAAGAUGUCAUGCAAGUAAUAGGUCGCACUCGAAGGCCCCUUCAUAUCUCGAUAUGUCGUGUAUAAUGUUACUAGGUAGUCUCCCAUCGAGAUAUCUUAUCCACGAUCUUCUAUUCAUUAUAGGGGUAGUGUAUUUCCAGCCUUGUUACUAAGACCAUCUCCU
Daldinia loculata is the source of this 1025-nucleotide messenger RNA. RefSeq lists its product as uncharacterized. The record is from RefSeq and is a predicted model, not a curated record. Lineage: Eukaryota; Fungi; Ascomycota; Sordariomycetes; Xylariales; Hypoxylaceae. The coding region runs from base 30 to 593 and encodes 187 amino acids. The transcript is spliced from 3 exons.